AUGUCGUCAGUAUCUGAAAUCUCAAAGCUUUUUCCGGCGAUGAAGCUGGAGGAUGCAUCAGUGAAGCUGAAGAAGGAAGAAGUGUUGGAGAAGAAGGAAGAAGAAGAGGUAGAGCAAUGUUCGUGGAAGAAUUUCAUCGGUGUGAGCAACACGUCGGCGUGGAUCGAUGUCGAUAAGCGAUCAUCGCGGACCGGUGGCGAGAGGCGGAUGGGUGUGGAUAGGCGGCGGUCGCAGGUGGGGGUGGAGAAGCGGAGGGGUGUUAAGACGCGUCGUAUUCUGGAUAAGUGGUUCACGGCGAUAAUUAGGUAUCCAAGGCCGCGUGCUGGUGAUGUUUAUGGUAAUGGUCGGGCAUGGCUGGGCUCUUAUAGGUCACCGGAGGAAGCGGCUUUGGUUUACGAUCGAGAAGCUUUUAACUGUUACGGCUCCAAAGCUAAGCUUAAUUUCCCCCAUCUUUUCAUCAAGGAUCCGCUGCUUACCAACGACCUUCACAACAACAACAACAACAACAACAACAAAAACAAAAACUAG
This is a messenger RNA of Helianthus annuus (common sunflower), 528 nucleotides long. Its product is annotated as ethylene-responsive transcription factor ERF054. Gene Ontology annotation, molecular function: DNA-binding transcription factor activity; DNA binding. The record is from RefSeq and is a predicted model, not a curated record. Gene Ontology annotation, biological process: regulation of DNA-templated transcription. The transcript has a single exon. Bases 1 to 528 code for a protein of 175 amino acids. Lineage: Eukaryota; Viridiplantae; Streptophyta; Magnoliopsida; Asterales; Asteraceae.